AUGCAAUAUUACGGACUUAUCUACUUCGUAAAUUAUCAAUAUUACCCUAUUCCUUUACAGAAUGUUUCCGUUGAAGCGAAUAUUGUUGAUAUGAUAGCCGAAACAACGGUUUGCCAAACUUAUAAAAAUAUUGAGUCAAAUACAAUUGAAGCUAUUUACAAAUUUCCACUUCAUGAAGCGACAGCUGUAUGCAAAUUUGAAGCAGAAAUUGAUGGAAAAAGAAAAAUUAAAGGAAUAGCUAAAGAGUCUAAGCAGGCUGCAAAGGAAUAUGAUGAGGCUAUCCAGCAAGGUCAAGGCGCUUAUUUAUUAGAAGAGCAUCAAUCAGACGUUUUCCAAUGCUCUAUUGGCAAUAUCACGGCUGUUCGAUUUGUUUUUCCUACGGCUAUCGCUCCACGAUAUGGUUCAUCCGGUUAUUCUCCUGCAAAUGAUAGGAAAAAACUCAUUCCUGAUGCAAUGUCUUAUUCAUCUGAGGCAACCUAUUAUUUAGAUCUUGCUAUUACAUGCAGGAUGACUUCAGUUAUUCAAAAUAUUGAAUCACCAUCACAUCAUAUUUCUACUGAAUUAAAUAUUGAUGGUAAUCCGAAUGUUUCAAAGAUUACUCUAGCAGAACAAAUAACUUAUUUAGAAAAAGAUUUUAUACUCGUUGUUAAAAGUCUAGGCCUUGAUCAACCAAGAGCUUUUGUCGAAUACAAUCCCCAAACUGAAACAAAUUGUAUUAUGCUAACUUUGGUGCCAAAAUUCGCUAUUAAUACUAUAAUUUCAGAGUUGAUUUUCGUUAUUGAUAGGUCCGGUUCAAUGCAAAGUGGGGCUAUGAAAAAAGCUUCUGAAGCACUCCAAUUACUGCUUCGUUCAUUACCUGAAGAUUGUUACUUUAAUGUGAUAUCAUUUGGAUCUCAUUUUGACUCUCUAUUUGAAAAGAGUCAACCUUAUUCCGAAAAUUCUUUUUCAAAAGCUCUUAAACAUGCUCAAGAAAUGGCUGCAAAUUAUGGAGGAACUGAAAUUUAUAAUCCUAUAAAAUGGGCAUUUGAAAAUUCAAGGAAUGAUAUGCCAACUUCUGUUUUCCUUCUGACUGAUGGUCUUGUUAAUAAUGUCGAUCAGAUUGUAGAACUUAUUAAAUCUAGUGAAGAAAAAAAGAAAGAUGAUGUAAGGGUCUUCUCAAUUGGGAUUGGAAAUUCUGUUUCUCAUGGCUUAGUUGAAUCAGUUGCCCGUGCUGGUAAAGGUUAUGCACAAUUUGUUACAAAUAAUGAACGAAUGGACAAAAAGAUUCUUGGAAUGCUAAAAAAUGCCAUAAAACCUCCUAUUAAGGAUUAUAAUAUUACUUGGACUAAUCAAAUUAUCGAGGAUGCUUUACCUAAAGAAACUGAGUCAGUAGAUGUAGAUAAACCAACAAUUAGCUUCUUUAGCGAUAACACUGCACCUCCACCAGUUGCUCAAAUUUUUUUUACAGACGUAAAAAUUCAACAGGCGCCGUUUGUUAUUCCACCAAUUUAUCCUGGUGUUCGAUUUAUAGUUUAUUGCAUUUUAGAAAAAGGUGUUGAGGCUUGUAAAGAAAUUACAUUGAGUGCAACUUCUCAUGAUGGUCCAAUGAAGCUUUCUAUCCCAUUAGAUCCCGUAACUUUACAAGGAUCAAAAAUACACACACUUGCAGCUAGAAAGCUUAUUCAAGAUCUUGAUGAUGGUACUUCAUUUAUUCAUAAGCACCCAAGAAAUAGUGGAAAAUUGAUACCAAUUUCACUUAUUCGUGAGCAAAUUGUUAAAUUAGGAAUUAUGUAUAGAUUGGCUUCAAAAUAUACAAAUUUCCUUGCAAUUGAUGAAAGAGAUAAUAAAGCAGUAGCUGAAGCACAAAAUAUUCGUAAACGGUGUAUCAUUCCAACUAGGCCAUCUGCUCCGUUUGGUACUGCGACACUUAAUUCUCUCCCAAUUUAUCGUCCGCAGGCUCUUACUUCUCAUCCAAUUCAUCAUCAGCAUGCUUUUAAUUCUCAACCAAUUCAUCGUCAACAAGCUAAUAUUAAUCUGAACAGUAAUGUCGGUAAAAUUUUAUGUGCAGCACCAACAUCUCAAAUUUCAUAUUUCAUGUCCCCCAAUGCUGCCCCAACAUUAUCUUAUAUUUCUCAAUCUGCAAUGCGAUAUUCCACUUCUGGCGUUUCAUAUAAUGAUUCUACUAUAUCAGCCUUUUCAACCACUUCUGUAAAAAUGAAACCUCCAAAAAUCGAAACACUUUAUAGCUUUCUCAAUUUCCAAUCAUUUGACGGUUCAUUUUUACCAUCUGAUAAGUUUUAUUCUUGGUUUGAAUGUGAAAUGUGUUAUGAAAAAUCCAAAAAAGCUUUAAAAAAAGAAAUUGGUAAUGAUGAUCAAAAGGUUAAUGAGGUUUUGGAAAAAGCUAAAGAAUGG
Dentiscutata heterogama is the source of this 2391-nucleotide messenger RNA. NCBI's taxonomy places the organism in Eukaryota, Fungi, Glomeromycota, Glomeromycetes, Diversisporales, Gigasporaceae. The record is from the annotation of a GenBank genome assembly.